AUGAAGGAGGAAUGUGUGACUGCUUUGGUCACAACGGCGCUUGAAAUGGAUGCUCAUCCGCUCAAAAUUCUUUUGCAGCUUCAGUUAGCCUCCGAUUCCUCUGCAGUUCUGCAUCUACCACACACUCUCGCAUCACUCACUGCAGAAACCCUUCUCCCAUCCGCUCAUACAUCAAAAUGGACAGCUCGAAUCAACUCUCUGCUCCAUGCCAAAACUUCAGACGCUCGUUGGGCUGGUCUCUGUUUGGCACACAAGUCUUCCCUUCUCUCUCAAGCAAUGAUGAUAGAGUGUGCGCAAGGCUGGAUAGGCAUCGCACUACCUCUUCUUGCAAAAAAAGAGGCUACCCCCGUUUUGAGUGCAGCAAUACACCUUCUUGGGCUCAUAUUUAGCUCUGCCACAAAUAUGCAUGAGUUUCAAAGACAAGUAUCGACCCCGAACGUGCUCAAGUUCACCACUGCCCUGAUUUCUUUGGGAGAGUCUCAUCCUGACACGGAGCUGCGCAUCUUGAUUCUCGCGACUUUGACGCGUCUCCUACCCAUCUACCCAACCCUUCAUCGCGCCAAUCAGACCGCGUUAUCUUCCUUAUGUUUCGUGUUUCUCAAUGGAAACGCUUUCAAACCGCCCCACGACAACCUUGUUAAUGCUGCAUCUGAACUAUACGCGACCCUUCACUUGACUGGCGGUAAGGUCGGCGCCGUAAAUCUGUGGAGAAAAUCUGUCGACGAUGCACUGUCAUUUGGGUGGACGGCGUUAUCGUCUCUGCGGACUACGUUCCUGGUGGAUGGUGAUUUUCAUUUUUCCUAUCUUAACUUCGCGCCAAAACUACGUUCAGGUCGUCUACCACAGCCCCCACCAGGUGCCUCCGAACCAUUGACUUGGAUACCUUUGAAUCUGGACCGACUCAGAUGUACUAUUGUCGUUCUCCAGAAACUUUUCCUAGCCGCUGCUCAGCGUCCGGUGCAAGUCCCAUUAGGAGCAUUGGUCAAAUUUGCUUCUGCACUUGUAGCCUGUCACGAGCAAGAUUUGGGCUCUGGGAUGCCAGCUCGUGUCCACUUUCUUCCGCAUCUCACCUGUCAUAUUCCCCGAUUACUCACAUCAAUCUCAUUCCAACUUGAACAAACGCACAUCUCUUCUGAGCGCCUCCCAUUCCUCGAGGUCGUCCAAGUGUUGCUUUCGGAUGAGCGUACGUUACACUCUACUUUGAUUGCCAAUCGUCUGGCCAAGAUUGUCCUCCCUCUGGCGAGAGUGGUUCUUGCACGAGAAGGCGAUACUCGGACUACAGACAGUGAAGUCGGGCAGAGUAAGAAAGGCAAGAAGCGCGCAAGGGAGUUCGAAGGCGACGAGAUCCUCAGGUUUUCGCGUGACGUUAUUUGCCCGACAGCACUGGAUGACGGAGUACUUCUGGCAGCAUUUUCUGUCAUACGACUCCUGCUUCGCACCACAAGCCUGUCCCCUGCAUUACAGUCCAUCGCUUGUCGAGUAGCUUUAUCAGCCCUCCUUUCUCUUCCACAAAUGACACCAGCAUCACUUUCAAAUGAUCCUCAAUUGCAUUGCGUUCUUCUCGACAUGAUCCAACGUAUAUGUGUGGAAUUUGCAGUCGCGUCUGUUGAAGGGAUGAGCAAAAGUUUCGGAUUGAUAGUCGGCGCCUGUUUGGCUGGGGGAACACUCAGCAGCGAACUCGAAAUUUUGCUGCAUCCUCGCUUGCCCCCAUUAAUGCGAAGUAUGCCCGGUAUCGAGGCACUCUCCUUGUCGCGUGCGGAGGAAAGCCAGGAGGAGUCUGAUCUGCUCCAGUCACUAAAAUUGGUGUCCCCAAACACCCCCACUGUCGAGAUUCCAACCUCUUCUGGGGAUCCCAUUGUCGAAGCCCCGGCGAUGAAUAGCGUUCCCCGAGAACCCCCAGCAGUCCAAAUACCGACAAUCCCUGCUCCAUCUUUUAGACCGCCUACAGCUAUCCAGGCACCGGCACAACCCUCGACAUCGUCUAUACUCCGAACACAGGAAACCCCACCAUUGACCAUGCCGCGUGCCAUCGAAACCAGGAUCGAAGCGCCGAUGGAAGUUGAGCAAGACAAUGACAGGAACGAGGAAAUGCCAGCGAUUGAUCUUGACUCAGACUCUGAGGAAGAGUAG
Mycena indigotica is the source of this 2130-nucleotide messenger RNA. RefSeq names its product RIX1 domain-containing protein. The transcript is spliced from 8 exons. NCBI's taxonomy places the organism in Eukaryota, Fungi, Basidiomycota, Agaricomycetes, Agaricales, Mycenaceae. The record is from RefSeq and is a predicted model, not a curated record. The coding region runs from base 1 to 2130 and encodes 709 amino acids.